UUGGUGGGUGGCGGUAGGGGUUGUCUGUGGCGCAGCUGGUCAGAAGCUAAUUGUGGGGGUUAAAGAGGGGUUAACCGAGAGAGCUGAAUGCCGUCCUGGGACUGUGCUGGGGGUGAAGGACUAUGCUGUGGUUUCCCAGUUUGGAAACUGGAGGUGUCACAAUGCCUCCCUGGGCAUCCCAGGGCAAAACAGUGCUGUGUAAACUUAUUGAUUGAAAUGUGCAGUUCUGUCAAAAUGCAAAGCUUUGCCCGGAAGAUGGAGUUGGUCUAUUCUUUAAUCUGGUUUUCUCACCUCCCUUGGUUCUCUGCUUUUCCAUAUUAGGUCCAGUUGUCUCAUCUGCAUAGCUUAUUGAUUACAGUAUUUGUCACUUAAGAUAUACAUUAUUUUCUGUUUAUGGCAAAUUAGCGCUUAACACAUAUGUGAAGAACCUUGAGGCUUUUGUUUUAACGGCUUUGUGUCCAGCCCAGUCAGCAGAGAGCAUGUCCUUUGCAAUUCCAGUUCUCAGCUCUACCACUGACAUCUUGAUGAGUUUCCUGCUGCAGGAACUCUCUUGGGUGGUUAUUUCUGCGUGCCAGUUCCAGUAAUGAUGAGCUCUCCGUGCAGUUAACAGAAGGACAUGGCUGUGAGAGCUUGUGGCUUGAUCAUCUACAGGAGGCUGCAGUCAGCAGCAUCUUCUAAGGUCACUGAUGGUAUUGAGUACCUCCUCCUUCAGACAUCCUAUGGAACCCAUCACUGGACCCCACCCAAAGGCCAUGUGGAUCCAGGAGAGGAUGACCUACAGACAGCUCUCCGGGAAACGCAGGAAGAAGCUGGUCUUCAGGCCAGCCAGCUCACCCUCAUAGAGGGGUACAAGAAAGAGCUACACUAUCCUGUCCAUGGCAAACCAAAGACUGUCAUUUACUGGCUGGCAGAAAUGAAGGACUAUAACACAGAGAUCAAGCUCUCGGAGGAGCACCAAGCUUUCCGGUGGCUGAAGCUGGAGGACGCUUGCAAGUUUGCAGAAUAUGAAGACAUGCAAGCGACGCUGAAAGAAGCGCACCAGUUUCUGUGCUCCAGAUAAUAAAUGCUGUCGUGGAGGAACAGGGGGAUUUUUGAAGAAGCACAGCUUGCUGCUUUUUUUUUUUAAAUCUUUAAAUUCAGUGAAGAACUUUUAAAGAGCUUCUGCUUUUGUCUCCCUUUGCUAAUGCAAAAAAGUGUUGUCUGGCUGAACAAUGAGCCAGAGAUGUCUGAAAUGAAACCUAGAGCUAGCAAAGAAUUCUUUUGUCCCUUCCUCCUUUUUCUUUUUCAUUUUUUCCCCUUUUUUCCCCCUCUUAACCACAGGUCUUUUUGUUAAAUCAAACACUUUAUUUCUUGACUUGCUACUGUAGAACUACAGAGCUGAGAAAAUGAGCAUAUGGAGGAUUUUAGCAACAAAAUGUUUACUGCAGAAAUUGCACCUUGCAUUUCAAAUGGGGAAGCAGUAAUUCUGUUCCCAACUCCUCCACUGACAUGCUGUGAUAACUUGUCAAAUCAUUUCAGAUCUUGCCUGUUUGUAUCGUGAAUUUAUGUACAUCACUAAUGUACUUCUAUGAAAUCAUUUUCCAUCCAAAGUCUCUUAGUAAACUGUUGAUUUACAACGUUUAAAUGGUAAA
This is a messenger RNA of Colius striatus (speckled mousebird), 1631 nucleotides long. It is a transcript of the gene NUDT2, whose product is annotated as nudix hydrolase 2. Gene Ontology annotation, molecular function: bis(5'-nucleosyl)-tetraphosphatase (asymmetrical) activity. Gene Ontology annotation, biological process: ATP biosynthetic process; AMP biosynthetic process. The coding region runs from base 617 to 1060 and encodes 147 amino acids. NCBI's taxonomy places the organism in Eukaryota, Metazoa, Chordata, Aves, Coliiformes, Coliidae. The transcript is spliced from 3 exons. The record is from RefSeq and is a predicted model, not a curated record.